Procambarus clarkii (red swamp crayfish) is the source of this 10195-nucleotide messenger RNA. RefSeq lists its product as uncharacterized. Gene Ontology annotation, cellular component: intracellular membrane-bounded organelle. Gene Ontology annotation, molecular function: phosphatidylinositol binding. The record is from RefSeq and is a predicted model, not a curated record. Lineage: Eukaryota; Metazoa; Arthropoda; Malacostraca; Decapoda; Cambaridae.
GAGGGAUUCGAACCCGCAGGGGGCGUGAGCCCAGGCGUCACAAGCUGGUUACAGGCGCCUGCUCCACACACACACUCACACACACCUGUCUCUCUCUCUCUCUCUCUCUCAUUGUGAGGUGUGAGGUGUGAGGGGGAGCUGCUGGUGAGGCCCUCCACACUGCUCUUCUCCCUCACUCUUGACAGGGGGCAGGAAGAUGGUGCCAUUAUCCAGAAACAAAUUAAAAACAGAAACAAAGAUGGUUCCUUGACAGCCAUUUAUGUAUGUAGCCAAGAUGUCGAGAUGGAUUCGUGGAGCAAUUUGGGCUGCUGGUUCAUGCGUGGUUUGGUGCCCUGUAUGUGUGUGCCUGAGUGGGGGAGGAGCUUGGUGGGUGUGUGCCUGUGCUGUUGGGCUCAUAACCAUUACACUAGGAUCUGGAUACACCACUUGGACAGUCUUCAACAAUCUACUUCGACAUGGACCACAGGCUUACCCGUUCUUUGCACAGGGCUUCAGCAUUAUGGAGCAUGUUGUUGACAGAGGACAUACACAUGCUGCCACUACACACGAGCUGAGAAGGUCCUCUAAGCCUAGCAGCACGUUACAGAGCUUGGGCGGGAAUGGACACCACAGAGGUAGUGGAAUAGAACCCAUCAUGCACGAGAUGGUGGCCACUGCCAGUGCUCUACAUUCCUGCUUGGUCUUGCCGUGGUAUUCACUCGUCUCCCCUGAUAACCACUUUUCCCACCAGAUAAAGGACGUAUUGGAAGAAAUGCUUCUCAAUAUGUGUCAUAAAGUUAAAGAAUCGGGAAGCAUCACAUAUAUUGCAUCUGGCGUUAUUCAGAUUUAUAUUCAACAUUAUCGUCAAUACCACCGAGCACUCAGAAAAAUAUCGAAGAAACACAAAGAUGUAGGGUUACUGAGUGAGGCCAGUACACAGGAAGUACAAGCCAAAUAUAAGCCCUUACAUCCUGCCCUCAAAAGUCCUGAAACUCUACAACUCUAUUACCGCAAACUGGCACAAAUUUUACUACUACAUUACUUGCCUGUUGAAGUGACACGUUGUGACCUCAUUCUGAUCUCGCUUAGAGAUCUUUUUGCUCAAAAUAUUUUACAGGCCCUCGUGGACCUCCUUUGUGAUACGCAGUGGCUUAAUACAACGCUGGUAGAUAUACUCUCAGGCGUGGCCGAUGUUGCGGUAGAUGAUGGCAUGUGGAAAAACAUUCGGUCAAGAGGGGAAAAUUCUCGAGUUAAAAAUUCCGUUGAAAUAUUGACUGGUACGUUGCUAACAACAGAUGAAGAGAAAAUAUAUAACACAAAGCUCCUUGAUUCAAUAGAAGAGGAGACUAUGGUAGAUCUUGAACAGUUAAACCCAGUACGUUCACUUUCUGCUCAAAACACACUUAGUGAAAGUUCCCCUCCAAAACCUGAAUCUAGUAAAGAUAUAUCUAAAGAAAAAAAAUUUGUAAAUGCCGAAGCUCUUGUUGAAUAUGUAAGGAGUUCAAGUCUAGAAAAAAAGGAAAGUAGUGAAGAGGAGGAUUAUCGGAGCGUGUCUUCUGCAUUAGGCACAUUGAUAUCUACCACGGCAGGUCCGUUGCUGCCCGAUUUCUCGUCUCCCCCUUAUCAUCCACUUGUAUCCAAGAUGUGGGAAAGUCCUGUCGAGGAUAAGUGUUUUGUUGAUGUUCCACCUGUAAAGAAAAAGAAGAAUCCAUUUUCACGUAGUGUUGUAGAAGGAAUGAAGGAGGAGGAUUACAAGUUAUUAUAUUCCCCAAACAAAGAUGAGAAAACAUCAGUGAAUAAAUCUAGUCCAACAUUGGAAAAAGAUUACUGCAUGUUGCCAAAGUUAGAGAAAGGAAAUAAAAGGAGUAUAGAAAUUAGAAUUGAAGAUAGCGAUUGUAUAGAUAAUAAAGCUACUGAAAGAUGCGUAAUAGCUCCCAGCCUCGGGGAAAUUCCUAGAAGUAAAAGUUGUGGAAAUCUUAUAAGUAAAGAAAAAGACAAGGACUUGGAUGUUGAAGUAAAGGUAUUGUUUUCAUCUUUAAAUGAACUUGACAUGCAAAAAGAAAAGGAAGAUAAAGAUAGUCUGGUGAAAGGUGUUACGUUUAGUGAGAGCGAAAGUGGCGAUGUUGGAAACAGGAAAGAAAAAGGCCAUUUAGUGAAGAUGUUGUCUUUUGAUAAGAAUGAUGGCACUUACGAUUCCAUGGAAGGUCAAAACCUGGACUCUAAACCUGGUGAUCUAGCAACAGAGGCGCAGAGUGAGCCUUCGGAAGUUUAUGAAAAUGACCAGAAUUGUAUUAAAACCAUUUCAGUGGGUUCAGAUCUAUCACAGACUGAUGCUUCUUCCCAAACUAAGGAUUCCGUAGACUCGGAACCUCCCGGUACACUAGAAAUUCCACAUUCGCCCCCUAUAACAACGGCUGGAUUUGGAUGGGAAAAUCCUGACCUCUCGCCAAUAUAUGAAGAGAGUGAAGACUUAGCCUCUACAAUUGCUAAAUUAAGAUCAUUACUAAGUGAGAGGGAGAGCCAGCAUAGCCUCGGUAGCCUCAGUUCUCACGGAUCCAGUGAGAGCGAACCCAGAUCUGCACAGUCCGACCCGGGAAGAUAUAAUUUGGAAAAAUCCCGUUUCACCUUCACUCAUAAAGACAGUUCUGGCUCUUUGGCUUCGGUAAAAUCUGUGUCAAGUUUGGAAUCGUGUGGAAAUGGCACUGCAGAUGAAGAGCUGUUAGAAGCAGCAGAGAUACCUCUUGAUGGCCGAGUGUUUCUCAGCGCAAGUGUUCCGUCAACGGAGGUGCAUACUGAACCCGGAGGAACUCAAUAUACACUGUAUACCAUUCAGUAUGAUGCAAUUUAUCUGUGUGAGACGACCACAACAGUCCCACCUACUGAAGGUGGAGAGGAAGGAGCCAGUGAGCCAGUUGUCAUCACUGAGCCACGCAUGGUCCUCCAAACUAAUUGUGUAAAAAGAAGGUUCCGUGAGUUCCUAACACUGCAUGCUGCCCUGGAAGACGAUUCAAGAUUACGGACUGCUAUGAAGGGCGUCAAGGGACCUAACAAGUGGUUGAAUUUACCGUUCAGCAAACUAGAUUCUACCACUAUUGCUACUCGUAAGCAGUUUCUGGAAAAAUAUCUUCAGUCUGUUAUACAACGGCCAGAGGUGAAUAUAUCCACCCCAGUAAAGGAAUUUUUGGCAUAUGGAUUAGAUUCAUCUGUAUCAUUUGUGAAGAAGCCCCUUGAGUUGCAUGUUCCCCGUUUGGACAAGCUAUUGGCUAAGACUGUAUCAGGUGUGUUUCAUAGCUUGAAAACAGCUCUGCCUAGCUUUGAAUCAUCAGAUAAUCCAGCUGGAGGGAGUGAAGCAAUACCCGCCACUGAAGGAAUGUGCGGGGGCAGUGGUGGCGACGUUCUUUUGAAGAGCAGGUCAGCAGGCGGCGUGCUCACCGAACGUAACAAGCUGGCUUCGUUUCUUUCCAUUGGUAACAAGGCAGAAUAUGAGCUUAAACUUGAUAUUACAGCUGAGGAAGAGGUGUGCCAAAUUGAAGAGGCCUUAACAUUAGAGGUACUUGGAUCGGCUAAGGAUGAACUGGUAGACACGGCUUAUGAGGCACGAGAAAACCGCAAUCUCUUUUCCCCGUUACCAUACACACACUCCCAAUACCAGAGUCAGCUGGAGCAGCAGCACCACCAGCAGCAGCUGCACCAGAAACACCAACACUCGGUGGUGGUUGGAAGAGGCAGCUCUGGUGCAGGGAGUGGAGUCUGUCCUUUAUACUCUCCUAGUUCUCCCUCCCAUCAACCUCCUCAUGAACCAAGAUCUGAAGCAGAUGGCUGUGAUGUUGAUGCUCUGUCACGACGUGACAGUCACCGCGAUUCUUUAAAUGAGGAAGAAGUUGGUGGAUCGUGGGAGCAUUGGCCAUUGUCUUGUGGCCUCUUGGAUGCUUUAGUGGAGGUGCUCUCUCCCUGCGACCACCCGCUCACUCACCAGCCGUGCGUCACUCUGCUCACUCUCACGCUCGCCACCAUCACCCAAAAAUGGCUAAAGGCUGAAUUGGAGCGUCUCUUUUGUGAAAGCUACACAGUAGAGUAUAUUCAAAGCUUGAGAGAAGCCAUAUUAACUUAUUCUGAUGCUCCACGACCUCAGGCUUCCCCGGAGGAUGUGGUAAAGUCACGUGUUAAAUUACAGGAAGCGUUAAAGGAUUUCAUACCAGGUGCGUUGAAAAUGGCUCUAGGAACAGAACUGACGCAUCAAGCAGUUGCAAGAAUAGUGGAUUCGGUGCAGCAUCCCACAGUGAUGGGUGACCUUGCUCUCCACCUGCUUGACUUGCUAGCCACGCAGCUACUUCCCAUCACACCCUCAACACCAUGAAGGUACCACUGCCAAUGCUGCCUGUCAUGUCAAAAUAUAUACCAAUGAAUGUAGUCAUUACUGACUUAACCUUUAUAUAUUUCUCAAUCUUGAAAUUGUAUUUUGUUUACAGACAAUAUUAAUAUUUCCCCUAUGACAUGCCAGUAAAUUUGUGAUAUGGUUGUAAAAUAGAUUAAUAAAUUAUUAAUAAAUAAUAUAUAUAUAAUAUAUAUAAUAUAUAUAAAAUAUACAUACACAUACAUACACCGUGGGACUUGCUCGAAGGGACUGAUUGACUAAUGGACCUGUUCCAUUACACCAAGGAUUCCAGUCUAUGAAUAGUAACUCUUUUUUUUUUAGCCAUUUCUUGCAAAACAAAAAUUAAGGUCAUAAAUGAUAGAAUGCAUCUUUGUGCAUAAUAAACAACAAAAUUAUAUACCCAAAAUUAUUUUUAAAUGUGCGUGAAUUUAAAAUAAGGAAAGAAAAGAUAGAAAAUUUAUACAAAAAAAUGAUUGACUAUAUUUUUUUACUUACCGCUGAGAAGAGCUUAUUUUUUCCUUGUACAAAACUGCCAUACUAUGCUGCUACAUAACCAUAUGUAUGAUGCCUCCUGUAAAUUGUAUGCUUUGGUUUCCUUAAGUGUUUUUCACUUUGAAUUACAGUAUUGUCAGCCGUUCUUUCUCACGUAACACUUUCAGGCUUGCUCAGGAUUUUUCUGUUUUUGUUUUUCCCAUGUUAAGAUGCCUUUUUUGUUUUGUUUUGCCUAACUGGUUUAGUCUAAAUAUUGCUGCUAGUAGACAUCUUUUCAACUCGAGUAAUGAAACGACUAAAGAAAAAUGAUUGCAAGUCACCUAGGAUCACGAGGUCAGGCCACAUAAUUGCAGAUGGAGAAGCAACUGGCCAGGAGAGAACCAGUUAAGAAAGGGCUACGUUCAGUGCAGAUCAAAAGUAGCAUUGUUUACUAAGUUUCACAAUUGUUCACAAAUUUUACAAAGACUGCCUGGUGGAUUGAACAACAUAAAUUACGAUUCACCAAGAAUUUAGUCAUUAGCAUGAAUUCUAUCCAGUUUAUCAUUGUUCCAGUUCAAUUUGAUCUGUUUCAGGUAGGUCCUACUAUAUAUAUAUAUAUGUAUGUACAGUAUGUAUGUGUGUGUCAUACCUAAUAGCCAGAACUGCUUUACUUGGCCUAGUAAGCAAGGUGCCCAUUUUGCCUAACAACCAGUUCAGUUUUUCCUAUUUUCAAAUUUUUCUUCGUAAAUUAGUUCACCCCCAAAAAUGUUGCCAGGCACCAAUUUCUAACUUGGGUCUAGUGUUACCUAUGUUAGGCAAUACACUAUUGAGAAAUAAAUGGCAUAUUUGUUAGGUCAAGUUUCUAAGAUAGAUCUGCCCCAUAUUAAAAAAAUAUCUCUAUUAAGUAAAUUUAAAGAAAAUUAUUAAACAAAUUUAUAUUUAAGGAAAUUUGGCUUGUUAGGUAACUGUGCCUAUUAGAUUUGACGUGUGUACAUUUAUAUUCAAGUAGUAAUAUUUAUAAUUUCUUAUAAUUGACACUCAAUCAUUUUGUUAUUACCUGGAGCAGAUUUUUGUAGUGCUCAAUACUCUUGUUCUGGGUAAGUCCAGUUUUGUGAUGAGGCAUCUCACCAAACUUAAUUCCCAUUUUUGAUCUCAGGAAUAAUCCUUUAUUGCUUAGAAUUUUGGCCAUAUUUUCAAUACAGUAUAUCUAAAUGGGAUAAAAGAUUUCUUCUGGUUCAUUCAUUGGAUAACAAAAUAUGAAAAUAGUUGCAGUUUUUUUUUUUAACAAUAGCGACUUAAUAUUUUAUUUUAGCUCAAAUACAAAUAUACUUUACAGUGAUAUAUUCCCCAGAAAUUGGGUUGUUAGGUUACUAGAUAAUUUUAUGCAAGUUUUUUUUAUAGUCAAUUGCUUUUUUAAGGCCAGAUAUGGCUAACACUUGUUGACAUUAACUUUUUAUGGCUGGAAUUUAAACAGCCAUUUUUUCUAACUAAUUGAGGUCAAGGGAAUUAUUUUGGGACUUAAAGAACUGUAAACACACACACAUGUUGUAUCGUACGAUUGUUAUGCUUUAGUCUGUCAGGUACAAGACUACAUUGUCAUUUAUAUCAGGUUCAACUGCUGUAAGGCUUUUUAAACCACCAGUUUGGGGGAAAUAUUCUUCAAUAAAAAUGGUUGAAAAUUAGAAAUAAUGUCACGUGUUAAUUGUUGCUCAAUUUUAACAAAAUUGCAUUAAAAUGAUAGUGAUUAUUUUUAUGGAAUACAGUGCUAUGCUUGAUUCACAACUCUGGAAUGCAAGAUAGUAAGUUAAUGCUGAGUUACCAAAGACAGACAUGAAAUAUGAUAAAGCUGCUAUCAAACUUAAUUUGAUAUAGGCCAGUAUUAUAGACAGAAGUACAUGUGGCUUUAUUUACUUAUUUUUAAUGUUAAUGCUAGUGCAGAAUUCACUGCACCCAUCCUGAACGCACAACCCAGUGGGCAUUUUCGGUGGCUUUAACAUUGGUCUGACAUCGUCCACUGAUGACGCUUGAUGGUAAAGCAAAGAAAAAUACCCAGUGGAAAGUGACACCAAUGUCACAUGCAGAUAGUAACUUUGCUAAUACAUAAUAAUAAUAAUAAUAAUAAUAAUAAUAGUGUUACACACAGAAAUCACAGUAGCGUGAUAUAUCAAAUGAACAAAUCCACAAGGGCCGUGAUGAAGGUUCGAACCUACGCAUGGGAUAUUCACAGAUGCACCUUAGUCAACCGUACCACGACACGGUAAAAUACUUGCAACCUGGAGUGCUACUGCCCUCAUGAGGAUUCCGAAGCUUCUCUAAAGCACAAUCGGGGUUUCACACAAUUUCCCCCAUGCACCAAAUUUCCCCCUCUGUCAACCAAAUGUUCUCCCUCUUCACCCUUACUUCACUACACACAGAAAUCUCAAUAGCGUGAUGUAUUAAAGGAACCAAUGUGGAUUUAUUCAUUUAAUAAUAGUGUUGUUUUGACGUGUGUGUUUUACUUUCCAAGCCAAAUCUGAACUUAGAUAUUACAAUGCAUGCUGCUUCUAAUGGUUUGACUCGUAUUAUACCUGUUGCUACUGUUGUUGCUCCCUCAUUAUUGCUCUCUCAUUCCUCAUUACUUUUCCCUCACUCUUUUAUCCGCAUUGCUGCUACUACUUUCCCUUACUCUUUUAUCCCCAUUGCUGCUACUACUUUCCCUUACUCUUUUAUCCGCAUUGCUGUUACUACUAUCUCCUCACCACUGAUACUUUCUCCCCGCUACUACUCCCCCCCCCCCCCACUGCUCCUUUCUCCUCGGUAAUGCUCCUUUUCCCCUCAUUACUACUCCUUUCUCUUUGUUCCCCUUCCACUUUGUGCCUUAUGUGCUGUCCUUUAACUAUAUUACUGAUGAACAUCUGAUUCAAAUAUUUUCAUAAUUACUUAUUUCCCUUGGUUCCAACCACUUGGGCUGGACGGUAGAGCGACGGUCUCGCUUCAUGCAGGUCAGCGUUCAAUCCCCGACUGUCCAUGUGGUUGGGCACCAUUCCUUUCCCCCCGUUCCAUCCCCAAUCCUUAUCCCGAUCCCUUCCAAGUGCUAUAUAGUUGUAAUGGCGGUUCCCCCUGAUAAUUACAUCAAUUUUCAGUUGUACUCUACAAUUGUUAGUUGCAUAUACUCGGUAUUAUUUAUGGAAUAUUUCAGCAUUCCUGUUACAGUACUUAAUUCAAGAAUUAGUCUUUAUAAAAAAAAAGCUUGAUCUCAGAAUACUUUUAGUCUUCCUGCAUGCUUUCACACUGCCAAUAGUCUUUUGCCAAUAUAGUCCUAAUUUUAUAAGAUAUGGAUAUUCCUUAAUUUUUUCACAAAAUUUACUUUACUAUUAGUUUUAUAAAGUCAUGUGCCUUACUAUCUAAACUGGAUUGUUGUGUUUACAAUCACACAUUGCUUCAUAGAAUGUCCUGAUUGUUCAGGAUUGGAAAUGUUGCUGUGGCAGUGUCUGUCUUGGUUCAUUUGACCCUCCUUUAAAUCCUCGGUAAGUGUGACAUCUUUGACGUGUUGCGUCUUGUGGGCAGUUGUGCUUGUACUGAUACCUUGAAUGAUAUUUAGGGAUUUUGACUAUUAGAUGCCACAGGCAGUCUAAAUUGUCUACUAGGCUUGGUGCCGCCUUUGUAAAUUUAAUUGUUUACUUCGUGGCCUUUCAUAGAAUCAUCACUGAAGCAGGUCUUAAAAUAUUUGCCGAUAUUGCCCGUGUUGCUUGGCAGUCAUACAGCGGAGCAGUAACCAUUUCCUUUCACUUGAGUUUUUUGUGUGAUGAAUCCAUAUUUCUCAUUCAUAUUUUCCUCAUCCUUUAACAAUUUUGUUUAGUUGAAAAGUUUGCAUGAUUUUUGCUUCUUAGUAAUCUAUCUUAUUGUUUAUCAUAUACAGUAUAUGGUUCCUGCUCAGUAUCUAUCUCAGACUUUAUUGAACAGUGUUCCUAAUUAUUUCCAUUGAGAAAAUUUAGCCAUGUGCUUGACUCUCUUUUAUAAGAAAAUUGAACAGUAUUCCUAAUUCUUUCAAACAAUUGAGCCACAUGUAGUUAUUUGUCUAGAUGUAUUAAGAGACUUUAGGGAAUUUUGUAGAAGCUUUAGAGACAAGCAAGAAUUGAUAAGACACUCUUACUGUAUAAUAAGAAUAUUAGUUUAGUUUAGUUUGUCUUUCAUUAGAAGUUAUGUUUUCUUUUUAAGAGGGAUUGGCGAACACAUUCCAUACUUUAGGAAAAUAAGGUCUUAGAUAUGUAAUAUAUUUUUGUUGGCUAAUUUUUCUAUUGACUUUUAUUUUGCCAUAUGUGUAAAAUUUAUUUUUCAUUUACAAGUCCAUUUGUGAAUGUAUUGUUGAUUACAAAAAGUUAAUUAUGACAGUUUUGAAUCCUAGUAUAUAUAGAAGAGGUAAGAAAGUGUCAAGAAAAUUAUGCAAUUAGAAAAAUAUUAAAACCUUCCAAGGAAGUUAUUAACAAAAUAUAUUUUAUGGUGUGGAGUGACUGAUAGUGAGAUUUGACUCAUUUAAAUAACAAAAAAUCAUUGUAUCAAUGAAUUUAUAAUCGGUAAAAAUUAUUUGCCUAAAUGCUGUAUAAGUUAUUGUUUGGAAACACACAGGAAUGCUGGAAAGAAAAUUGGAAUACUGUCUAUGCUCGGCAGUCCAAAUUUUAUUGGACAUGCUCGCAUAUACAUUUGCCAAAUGUUUGUCUUGGCCUAAUUUUUUUUUACCAUGAAUGUCCAAAAAACAAACAUUCACAAUUUUUUGUUCCACACCUUCAAAACCCCCGCUGGUUACUCAAACACAAAUUCCUUCAGGUUACCCAAAGAUUGGUGUUGCUGGAAUUUGACUGACCAAACUCUUAUAAUAGUGAUGGUAAAGGAUACAGUCGUUAUAAUAAGUACUGUUAGUGUCCUUUGGACUGUUAGAUAAAUGUGUGAUAGAAGCAUUAUGUACAAAGUAGAAUACUGCAGUGUCUAGUGAUGUAUUAUUAAUGUUUUCACAUGUAAUGUUGAAUAUGUAAAAUACAAUUGUAUAUUUUUGUGUACAUGUAAAUUUUAGUCUUAAAAUCUGAACACAGGUAAUAAUCCUUGGCAAUAUGUAAUAAUCUCCUACAAUAAUACAUCUUGUAUAGACUGUAUAUGUCUAUGCAUAUACAGUGUGUGUAUGUAUAUAUAUAUAAUAUAUACACUGUAUAUGCAUAUAUACAUACUGCACAUACAGAGGGGGUUCCUCCACUGGUGCAACUGUGGGGAUGCAUAGCCUUGGAGAAGAGAAUAAACGGUAUUCAGAAAAGGCCUUUCAGAUUUCUCCCUGGAAACGUGUUUGUGUAUUUUCUUCUACCACCCCAAUUUAUUACUCUAUAUUAUAUAUACAGUAAUAUA